GAGCGUUGGGAAUCAUUACACGAGUUACGGUUCAAUGUGAAAAUGCGUUUCUCCUUGAAGCAAAUCAAACGCCGGCAAAAUUAAAUUACGUUCUAGACAAUUUUGAUGCUAUUGUUCAUUCGGCUGAACAUGCUAAGUUUUGGUGGUUUCCACAUACUGAUGAUUGCAUUAUUUGGAAAGCAAAUCGCUCCAACAAA
Messenger RNA from Racocetra fulgida, 197 nucleotides. Lineage: Eukaryota; Fungi; Glomeromycota; Glomeromycetes; Diversisporales; Gigasporaceae. The record is from the annotation of a GenBank genome assembly.